AUGGAUUCUUUCAUAGUGCGAGUAAGCAAGGGGAAGGAUAUUAUCCGGGCGGAUUGCUCUCCAGACAUGACUGUCAGCGCCCUGCGGCAGCAAGUGGAGUCAAAGGCGGGAAUGGUGGAUGGCGGACUCCGAUUACUCUACAAAGGAAAAUUCCUGAACGAUGCGUCAACGCUGGAGUCGGCGAAAGUGAUGUCAGGGGCGAAAAUGAUGGCGAUGGUGACAGCAAAGCAACGAGAAGCUGACCUGCAAGCUGAGAAAUCUGUGAAAAUAAGCCAGGAUAACGCUGCUCUUGACGCAAUGCGAGAACAGUCGGCUGAUGGAGAUUCUGCAUCUGCAUCAGCAUCAGCAUCAGCAUCAGCAUCAGCAUGUAAUGCUUCGCCCACCAAUCAAGAAGUUCGCGGUGAUGCUGCGAAAGCGGGACAGACGAAAGUUCUUCUCAAAAGGGGGAGAGAACGCUUCCGAGCAAACGUCGAAUUAAGUGCAACCGUUGGGGAGCUGAAGGUGCACGUAGCUGGUCUAGAUGGCAUGAAUGCUGCUGCGAGAGAUAUGAAGCUUCUUCAUAAAGGGCGGUUUUUAAUGGAUGAUAUGUCGUUGGCGGAGGCAGGUUUGCGCGAUGGAUCUAUGAUGAUGUUAAUGUUCGGAGCAAGAUAUCAUGACAAGAAGGACGCCGUCCAAGACAUGAAGGAGUUGGAGAAUGAGAUUACAGAGCUAGAAGGUAAAUUCAAGGGGGUUGCUUCGAAGGCAAAGGGAAGGCUUCUGGAUAGUACUGACCUUGCCCUCGCGAAGGGGCAAGUACUUGAGACUUACGAGCGAUUAAUAGAUAAUUUGCUUUCGAUUCGCACGGAAGCGGAGGCGAAAAAAGGUCUUGAACAUCGUUUGCGUCAGAUUCGUAUGGAGCUGGAAAGGUUAUAG
Molecule: messenger RNA, 912 nt
Organism: Chondrus crispus (carragheen)
Lineage: Eukaryota; Rhodophyta; Florideophyceae; Gigartinales; Gigartinaceae
Exons: 1
Coding region: 1-912 (303 amino acids)
Biological process (GO): ubiquitin-dependent protein catabolic process
Cellular component (GO): cytosol
Molecular function (GO): polyubiquitin modification-dependent protein binding
Source: RefSeq, a predicted model, not a curated record